Molecule: messenger RNA, 3367 nt
Organism: Dinoponera quadriceps
Lineage: Eukaryota; Metazoa; Arthropoda; Insecta; Hymenoptera; Formicidae
Gene: Sclp
Product: leucine-rich repeat protein soc-2
Exons: 4
Coding region: 818-1444 (208 amino acids)
Molecular function (GO): protein binding
Source: RefSeq, a predicted model, not a curated record
GCAUGUACUCUUGCAUUCUAGUGCCAGACGGAGUUACCUGAAACGAGCCUCGGUGGUUGAGCCGUAGUGGUCCUCAGAUACGUCGAGAUACCGACGAGCUGUCACUCGCAAGACUUUUGUCCCUCGACCGAUUCGCGCAGGAAGUCGACCGCAGGAUUUGCGAAGUUCAUCCGCGAAGAUCCGUCGAGAUUCGCGUUACUCGAUUGAUCCAGAUCGACGACGUUUCCUUCGAUCGACGUGGAUUUUGUCACCCUGGCGAAGUCGCAUAAACAUCACGGAGGACCAUUGGUGUCCUGGUGAACGUUGAAGAGGUCGAAGACCGGCGAUUCUUGGAGCUUUUUGGAUGAUAUUCCAAUAGGAGAACGCGUCGUUCUUUAUUUGGGUCUUGAUACGAGAUCCAAUUUGUGUCAGUCGGACUUACUCCCUAGCGUAAUCUUCUAGAGAAGGACAUACUCCAAGGAUUCUAUAUACAUAUGCGAUACGUGAACUUAUCGUGUGCUGAUCUUGGAUCCUUGUGACUCAUCACCGAGCUAAUUACCUAGUUGAUAAAUAUUGUUAACGCAAAACGACCAAUUGCUCGUUUCAUAUAAAAUUCUAACGACGCAGAGAAAUCAAGGGGAGAUAAAUACAUCAUAAAAAUUAUAUUAAAUACUUUAUAAUUGAAAUAUUUAAUAUUCCGCAAGGACACAAUAGUUCUUCGACGAAUGUGCGAAAAUCGGCGCUGAUUUCCGACGAACUUGCACUCGAACGGCGCAAUUGUUGAGCGUAAACUUUAAAUCUAUCGUUAUAAGGAGAAGUGCGGAGAGAAAGAAUCAUCAUGAGGCCGCCCGCGUGCAACACCGAGCAGCAGAUCUCACAGGAGCAGGGCGAGAGAAAUGUCGCGAUGGCGGUCUGCGUGCAACUAGCUGGCCGCGCGAUCAUCAGGGUAAUCGCGCGAUGCGAGGAGGCCCAGGAUAAUUGUAAUCUAGACCUGUCGGAGUGCCAGCUCAUGCAGAUCCCGGACGCGGUCUACCAUUUAAUGCGACACACGGAACUGAAAAGAUGCGAUCUUUCCGGAAACGUGAUCACGAAGAUCCCGGCGAAAUUCGCCGUCAAGUUCUCGCUGAUUACCGAACUGAAUUUGAGUCACAACCAAAUGAGCAAGCUACCCGAGGAACUCGCCGAGCUGCAGGCUUUGGAACGACUCGACAUCUCGCACAACACUUUCAUCGCUCUACCACCUGUUGUCUGGCGGAUGCCGCAGCUCAAACGACUCCUGGCCAACAACAAUUUUAUCAUCGAGGUCGACGUGGAGAGACUCAGGCACGCACCCGUCCUAGAAUUCGUCGAUCUCCAGGCGAACCCGUUAUCGGCCAGGAUACACGAUCUCCUGGGCACUCUGUCUAGGAUCAGGAUCGAACUGAGUCCUCGGCAGGUGGAGGGUUGGGAAGACCUGAACGUUUGAACCUGCGCGAGAGCAGCCGAUCUCGCGGAAGACGGCCGAAGGACGAGACCGUCCUCGCGUCCUCUCGACGAAGAUUGCUCAAGACUUCGCGGACUAGCAGUAGUAUCGACAUUUUUUGUACAGUGAUAACGCGACGGACUGUGUGUGAUAACCGGAUGACCGCGCGGAUCGCCAGUCGAUAACGGUCCGCUUGUAUUGUAUUUGUAAAUGCUAUUAGCGAUCUGUAUUUUAUUAUUAUUAUUGCGGAUCAGCCGUCGAUCUCGCGGAGAGAUCGAUCGAUCCUUCGUGUUUCUUUUGUACCGCGUGGAUUUUUAGAUUUUAUCGCGACGCAAACGAGUCGUGGACGACAACGGCGAUGUCUCAAUACUUCGUUCAGUGAAUUCAAGGAUUUCCAGGUCCCAAAAUUCUGCAAUUUUUUAAAUAUUAGGAACGUGUGUGAUUUCUCGUUUGCAAUCAUAGAUUUUUAGGCUUACAGGAGAUCGGAGAUCUCUAAAGUUUAAAAUUUCGAAUUCUUAAAAUAUUUUUCAAGUAACGGAUAAGGAAGUUUGUAUCUGCGGAUUCUUGAAUUCUUGAAAUAGCCUGUCGCCCAUGAAUGCAUAUUGUGUCGACGAUAUUUUUAACGUAAUUGUUGUCUGUCGACGCUAUGGACAAUUUACCGCUACGGACUGCCGAUUUAAGUACACAUGCCGCUCUGCACUCUUUAAUAUUUAACUCUUUGCACUCAAGCAUUGUUGACAUGACACAGGACGCGACACAAUGUAACGGGACAUUUAUAAUUUUUACGUAUAUAUAUUUUAUUUUACGUAUAUAUAUUUACGCAUAUAUAAUAUACGUAUAUAUAAUUUUUACGCAUAAUUUGAUACAAAGUGAUUUGAUGUUACACAUUCGCAAACUAUUCGCGAAAUAAUAUAAAAAUAAAGAUGCGAAUUUUAUCUUUUCAAUUGUUAUACACAUUUUUAAUUUGGUUGUGAAGAAAAUUCCAACGGUGCAACACAAAUUUGUCGAUUACAAAUAAAGUGCAGGAACAAAGAGUGCAAAAAGUUAACAUGAAAAAGAGCGACGAAUGACGGAAGCACCACUAAGUAAUUGCUAGCGUAUGGAUGCAGGGUGUCCCGCGAGAUAAAAAUUUACAAAUUCGCCAAUGCAAAUUUUGCGCGUGUUUUCGCAAAAGCACCUGUAUGGAUGCAUAAAAUCAUAUGCAUUUUGCGAAAACAACACAGCACGAAUUGCGAUUAUAUAACCUGAAAUUUGUUUUAGCCUUCUGUACUUAUUUCUUUUUUUUAUCUAGUCAAGCGUCCUUGGAUGUAUGGGUCUGUAGACUUACAGAUCAAUUUUUACAGAUUCAUGGAUCUUACAAUUCGUGGAUCCUUUUCAUUUUUAGAUUCGCGAUUUUUUAGAUUUUAGAUAUUUGACAAGAUAUUCUAGAUUUCAUAUAUUUCUAGUUUUAUACAUCCAAGGAAUCCUUAGAAAUUUCAAUACAAUGUGAGACACACAUUGCGAUAUAAUAGUAUGAAAAUGAGAGCGCAUCUUUUUUCCCUUCUUACAGGAUUUGGCAGGAUUUAAUCCUAGUCUAUGAACUAAACGUCCACGUCUUAGUUGCAACGAUUGUUAUAUUGCAAUUUGUAUUCUAAGUCAUAAUCGUACUUUCGCAACAUGCCGAAAUAACUCGCACAUUGCUAAUAAAAAAAAAGUUAUUGACACUGUUAAUCUGAAUUCUAUGCUACGACUUUUUUUAUAAUAAAGUUCUCUCGAUAUACCAGUCGUUAAAAUUUCAUACGAUGUAUCUCACGAUUAAAUAAGAUACAAUUUUCCACUUUAACGAGAAAAUAGGACCUGCGAAAUGCUUAUGAAACAGACGAACGAUUUUAGUCAGACAGAAAUUUGCGACAUUCUGUAUUAUAGAAAAUAAACGAUCGAAAAGUC